AUAGCAUCGGCUAUUCGAAUACCCCUUACAUCUAUUCUAUACAAAUGAUAUAAUCGAGAGUAGUACGGUGUGUUGGAUGACUCCGACCCGCAUGAUAUCAUCCACAAGGUCCUUCCGUCUCCCAACGCGGCAACGCUCGCUCUUCGUCGCCUUCACUUCCACUUCUCUUCUCUUCUCCUUCUUACUUCUCCCUCAGUCUUCUUGCACCCCUCUUUCCGUCCUUCUGUAUCCGCUCACCAGCUGUUUCCGCAGCAUAGAUUCACCCACCCCGUCAUGGCGCCUAGCAAUGAUACCCGGGGUUGGGUUAUGAGCACCGUCUCGGGCAUCGGUCAGUGAUUUCCUCUCUACUUGCCUCUUCGGGCCUCGAGAAUGAAGUCAAUCAGCCAAGAGGAUCGUGCAAUGCUAGGAAUGUGUCACUAAUGCGAAACCAUUCAACAACAGCCUGUGUCUUGGGUGCCUCCCUGGUAUGUGCGGAUGUGCUGUUACGCCGCUUCUCGCAUCAGAAGAAUUUUCAGAUCGUCAACAACAAUGGCUUCCUAUCGGCCUCUCUCUGCUUGAGCGCCGGAGUCCUGCUCUUUACCUCGCUCUACAGCAUGCUCCCCACCUCCAACAAAUAUCUGAUUCGAGCGGGGUUCUCCCCCUCCGCCGCCGCCUUCUUCCUGAUCGGCCUCUUCCUGGCCGGUGUUGUCAUCAUUCGCGUCCUGUCCGCCUUCCUUCAUAAAUACAUCCCCUCCCACGUCGUCGAUUGCGACCAUACCCAUGAGCCACACGCGAACGAGGAUCCCGGACACGGACAUGGCCACCACCCCCACCCCCACCCCCACACACACCACUCUUCCGAGCACACCCCCCUCCUCGCACCCGCGCACAAAUCGACCACCGGGGUCGUCGCACCGCCUCACGCGCACGAGGAGAUGCCUUCAAGAGCCUUCCGUCAGGAACCUUGGCGGAUGCGCCUGGUAAAACAAGUCCGCGGCCUCGUGGGUGGGGUCAAGGCCCACUGUGAUGAGGAUGGCCCGUGUUAUGGCUUUUCCCAGGCGUGCGGCCAUGAAUGCGCCAAAACGAUCCUGGAUCCCACGGCGGACGUCGAGAACGGCCGUCCGUCCGUGAUACACUCGCGCAGUCUUCCGGCGCGACCGGUCGCCGCCCCACUGGACGCUCACAACGCCGAGAUCCCCGCAUUGACCUGGGUGCCCCCGGAGCCCAGCUCGUCGGCCUCCUCCCAUAUCGGACUGGACGGCACAGCCGACCCGGACCUCGCCGCCAAGUCGACGGGCCCCGCGACCGCUCAGCAUCACCACCACGUUCCGCAAAACGCCUUUCUGUCCAUCGGCUUGCAGACCUCAAUAGCCAUUGCGCUUCACAAGCUACCGGAAGGCUUUAUCACCUACGCCACCAACCACGCCAGUCCGCAGCUCGGCGCAACGGUCUUCCUCGCCCUGUUCAUCCACAACAUCAGCGAAGGUUUCGCCAUGGCAUUGCCCCUCUAUCUGGCCCUCCAGUCCCGCGGCAAAGCCAUGUUCUGGUCCAGCCUCCUGGGUGGGAUCAGUCAGCCCGCGGGAGCCGGCUUGGCCGCCCUGUGGAUCUGGACCACCCAGCGAGCCGCGCCGGGGGAGUCUGCGCCGGACCCUUCCUGGGGCGUGUACGGGGGCAUGUUCGCCGCCACGGCCGGCGUCAUGACCUCAGUGGGCUUGCAGCUGUUCAGCGAGGGACUGGGACUGACCCACCACGGCGGAAUGUGCAUCGGGUUCGCGAUUGGUGGAAUGGGUUUGAUGGGAUUGAGUUUCGCCCUGACUGCAUGAGUAUUGUUAUCUUCUAGCGUUCGAUACGAUUUUCCUGCGAGGCCUUCCUCCGAACGACUAUAUUUAGCUUGCAUCGUACGCCGUGAACGUGAUCUGGCAUCCGGAAUGGCUUGCAUUUGGAGUUGGUUUACGGUCUGAUCUUGUAACGAGUGACGAAUGGUCUGGACAUACAGAUUUGCUUUCUUUCUUUCUUUUUUUCUUCAAGUUUGGGUUUGGAAUCAUUGCCUACUGGUGGGCAUAUCGGUUAUUAUACCACUAGUCAUA
Messenger RNA from Aspergillus candidus, 2066 nucleotides. RefSeq names its product Zn(2+) transporter ZRT3. Gene Ontology annotation, biological process: zinc ion transmembrane transport. Gene Ontology annotation, cellular component: membrane. The record is from RefSeq and is a predicted model, not a curated record. Gene Ontology annotation, molecular function: zinc ion transmembrane transporter activity. Bases 420 to 1802 code for a protein of 460 amino acids. The transcript is spliced from 2 exons. NCBI's taxonomy places the organism in Eukaryota, Fungi, Ascomycota, Eurotiomycetes, Eurotiales, Aspergillaceae.